CAUGUUACACGUACCUGUCAGUCUCUUGCUUCUUUUGCCAGUCAUAGCGAGUGGUCAGGACGUCGUAGGCUGCGGGGGAUUUAUUCAAUCUACAAUUAAUAUGGACUUCUCAAAGGUAGAGGUGAAGCUGUACACCAAACAAGGAACUCACAAAUACUCCACAGACUGUGCACCAAAUGGAUAUUUUCUUAUUCCAAUUUAUGACAAGGGAACGUUCGUAAUAAAGGUGGAGUCAUCCAGUGGCUGGAGCUUUAGACCCGAGAGUAUUGAAAUCACAGUUGAUGGAGUAACAGAUCCUUGCAGUUUGGGAAAAGACAUCAAUUUUGUGUUCUCUGGAGUGUCUGUGAGUGGACGGGUAGUAAGCCAAGGGCAGCUUGUUGGUCCUUCUGGUGUGUCUUUGUCUCUCAUCAUCAACGAAGAGGUGGUUGUGAAGGGAGAGACAACUGAAGGUGGACAAUAUCAUUUUCCACACAUUCUGCCGGGAACGUAUCUCUUACGGGCAUCGCAUCCUGUCUGGUUAUUUCUAUUGUCUGAAGUCAACGUCACUGUACAUACAGACAGUGUAGAGGUGGAAGGAAGCAUCAAACUGUCUGGCUACGAUGUGACCGGUAAGGUCCAGAAUGUGCACGGCACACGAGAAGGUGCUCAAUUAAUCCUGAUUUCAACCGAUCGUACAAUUAUCCCAGGAAUGACUGUUGACUGUGAAAAGCAAGAAAUAAGCACAGAUAUUUUAGAGAUCCUUUUUGUCGCUGACGGAGAGAAACCUUUAUGUGUAGCGACAUCGGAUUCAAACGGUGUGUUCAAGUUCAAAAGUCUUCCUACUGGGUUUUAUAGAUUGUAUCCUUAUUUUAAGACUGCAGUCAACUUUGAGGUGAAGCCAUCAUCACUUAAAUUCGAAGUUGGACAUGCCAGUGUUGUGUUAGAUACAGUAUUUACAGUGACUGGUUUCACUGUAUACGGACAAGUGUUAUACAGUAAAAACGGUAAGGGUAUUGCACAAGCAGAGAUUUCCGUUCUUAAAUUUGGAAAGACACUUACUGAUUCUUCUGGUUCAUUUCACUUGGAUGGAAUCACACCUGGAAUGUACACUUUUGAUGUUGUGGCACGUGAUGUUUUGUUUGAGACCACAGAAAUUGAGAUUACACCGAAAGACCUUCAUCUGCCAAGUGUCUUUCCAAAGAAAUUUAGCUUGUGUGGCAAUAUUGCCAUUAACAGUCCACUGGACAAGUCUUCACGGAUAAAUGAACGGAGUGUAUUCCUGUCAUCAACAACGGGUGUGGUGGUACAUCCAACUACAGCCUUUUGUGAUGCAGCAGGAGAUUUCUGUUUUUAUGUUCAACCGGGAGACUACAUUGUCAAGCCAGUGCUAACAGAGUUAGAAACGGAGUAUGGACUGGCUCUUGCACCAUCAGAAAUCCAAAUUAGUGUUACUGAUCAACCUGUUAAAGGUCUCAAGUUUUCUCAGUUUCAGGCUGUUUUGUCUGGUGCCGUUAAGUGUUUGAGUAAAGAGAAAUGCCACAAAAUUACUGUUUCCCUGCAUGGCAUCAAAGGAAGUAAAUCACAUACUCAAGCAUUAACAUCUUUAGAUGGAAAGUUUGUGUUUCAAAAAGUUCUGCCAGGAAAGUACGAAGUGUCCAUUGUAAAGGAUGAGUGGUGUUGGGAAAAGCAAAUAAUUGUUGUUGUUGUCUCCGAUAAAGAUGUCGAUGAUGUUCUGUUUGUUCAGUCUGGCUACAUGAUGCCAUACAUUUCGUCUCAUGCUGCUGUAAUGCAUUAUCAACAUUCUAAGGACAACAAAACAAGUGGGUUGUUUGAUCUUGCUAAGGGGAUGGGUAGACUGUGUCUCAUAAAGCCUGGCCAGUAUAUUCUGACUCUUGAGUCGUGCCAUAAAUUUGAGCAACAAAAAUAUAGUUUUGACACUCACAAGCCACUUGUUGUUCAACUAAGUGCCACGCAGCACCAGGUGUCUGGUACUAUAAUAGCUACAGAACCUGUGGAUGGUUUGAAACUUUCUGUAUCUAGAGAAGACGGAGAUGUACAACUGACAACAGUUACAACAUCUAAAGGGUCAAAAAUAAAAGGCGAGAAAGACCUUUUUGUGUAUCAUUACACAUUUCUGUCAACAGCGGGCAAAAUCAAAGUCAUACCGCAAUUCACUGAUUUUUUAUUCAAACCACCAUUUAGGAUUGUUGAUGUGAGUAUAGACGACUGCACAGAAAGAGUUCAACCGUAUCACGGCAGCAGAGGCAUCUACAUUGAGGGCAAAGUCUCUCCUCCUGUCAGCCAAGUGGCGAUUGAGUUGGUGAUUAAUGAUGAAGUGCACGUACUGAAGUCAGAUGAAAGGGGUUACUAUCGGUAUGGACCUGUAGAUUCUGAGACAAAACACACUGUCACGGCUAGCAAGGAUGGCUAUGAGAUUGUCCCGGAUGAAAAGUUUGGAGACUUCAAGGCUACAAAACUGGGAUUUAUUUCAGUUAGAAUUAGUAAUACAGACGGUCAACCACUGCCUGGGGUUUUGCUAUCUCUGACAGGUCUCCAAUAUCGCAAUAAUAGCAUCACAGGAGAGACUGGGAUCUUGACAUACACGCAUCUUCCACCUGGUCAAUACUUCAUCAAACCAUUGUUAAAGGAAUACGACUUCAGUCCUGUAUCUCAAUCGAUUAAUAUCGAAAAAGAAACCGAAUCCACUCUUGAAAUUACUGCAAAACAGGUUGCUUUCAGUUGCUUUGGAAAGGUAACUUCAUUGGGCCAAUCACCAGAGGCAAAUAUUGACGUAAAAGCACUAGGUAUGGGAGAUUGCUCAGGGCAUCACGAGGAGACUAGCACAAAUUCAGAUGGGCAUUUUAGACUUCGAGGAUUGAAACCAGGAUGUCAGUUUUCUAUCGAAGUAGAAAGAGACACAGAAGUGCAAAGGAUAGUGAGAUCAAUACCCGAGAAAGAGAUCAUCAGUGUCACGACAGAAGAUGUAUUAGACAUUAACAUUAUUGUUAUUCGUGCUACUGGAGAGUUUGGGUUAUCAGGGAAUGUGGUGACCGAUGUUGAGUAUUUACAGUCUCUGAGAGUGAACUUGUAUGAAGACGGACACCAAGACGUGCCAGUGCACACGGUAGUGCUUGGAACAAGUUCCUUCUUCUAUUUUCCAAUGCUCCCUGCUGAUGGACGGCUGUACGUGCUGGAAUUAGAGUCCCACCUAUCUACCCAUACAUACUCAUUUAGUCUACCUAGUCAAACAUUCACAACAUCGGGAUACCACGAACACAUCACUUUUGAGUUUAAGCCACAACUCAAGGGUGCAGAUGUAGAAGCAAUCAGUAAAGGACCAAUAAUUGUAGCUUUGAUAGUCACCCUAUUUGCUGGUUUCGUGUUGCUAAACCAAGCACAAUUUAGUGACUUGUUAGCUAGCCUUACAGACAGGCUGUCAGGUAAUGGAGUGUUUGAUCGUCAAAAUGAUGAACAUUUGGAGGCCCGAUCAAGGGCAACGCGAAAGAAGUAGGACCUUAUCAUAGUGAAAUUUUAUUAAACUGUGUUGCCAAUACUACAAUACAAUGUACCGGUAUCUCAAA
Messenger RNA from Corticium candelabrum, 3560 nucleotides. RefSeq names its product BOS complex subunit NOMO3-like. Gene Ontology annotation, molecular function: carbohydrate binding. The coding region runs from base 2 to 3490 and encodes 1162 amino acids. Lineage: Eukaryota; Metazoa; Porifera; Homoscleromorpha; Homosclerophorida; Plakinidae. The transcript has a single exon. The record is from RefSeq and is a predicted model, not a curated record. Gene Ontology annotation, cellular component: endoplasmic reticulum membrane.